GAUCAAGGAGUUGGUACUUACGACUAAAUUUUCCUUCGUAAUCAUGAAUAACAAACAGUGACAAGAGCAAGAUGUUCAAUCAAGAUACUCAGCCUAACAAGAUGUUCUACCAAGAUGCUCAGCCUCGCCGCAAAGUUAACCAGUGUGUCAGUUUCCCUUCCAACCAGCAAGAUGCAACUGGAAGAACAUCUCUAGAAAGAAGGAAAAACAGAUGGUUCAUCCAGACAAACGUUACAAGUGAUCUAAUUAUAAACGUAGAAGAGAAUAUCUUUCACUUACAUAAGGUGCCGAUGGUUUCAAAAAGUGUAUAUAUAAACAAAUUGGUGUUUGAAGGAAGAAACGACGGAGGAAGAAAUUCUGUUCUCAGCAUCAACAUAGAAAACCUUCCUGGUGGUAGUCUUAUGCUUGAAUUGAUAAUAAGAUUUUGUUAUGGUUUACCGAUCAAUCUUAAUGUAACUAACGUUGCGCCACUCUACUGUGCGGCACAUAUCUUGGAUAUGAAUGAAGAUUUUGAACAAGGUAACUUGAUUUCGAAAACAGAAACUUUCUUUAGCUUUAUCAUAUUCUCUUCAUGGAAACACACAAUUCAGAUUUUAAAGAGUUGCGAGACUAUUCCUUCAUUGCCUAAAGAUUUGAAACUCGAGAAACGCUGUACUGAAUCACUAGCUUGGAAGGCGAGUUUAGAAACUAAAUCUAUUUACAAAGUUGAGAAUAUGCACAAUUCUGAUACGACGAGAUGUAAAGAAAAUAUGCCCGGAGGUUGUGACUCUAUGGAUACGGAAACAUGGUGGUUUGAAGAUGUAUCCGUUCUUAGAGUCGAUCAUUUUGUUGGGUUGAUAAAUGCAGUUAAAAGGAAGAACAUGAGAUUCAAACUGGUUGGAUCAUGCAUUGAAUACUGGGCUUUGAAGAGGCUCCCGUCGAUGGCGAAACACGGGUUUGGUUUAAAAGAAAAAGACGUUCAAAGAGUUACAAUCCGAAGUUUGAUUGAGAUACUUCCUGUUGAGGAAAAUUCAGUUUCUUGCAGCUUCUUACUCCACCUUCUGAAAGUUGGUUUAAUACUCGAUAUCGAUCCUGAAUUAACAAGACAGGUGGAAAGUAGACUAGUUUUGAUGCUAGAAAAAUGUUGCACAGAAGAUCUCACUGUAAGAAAUUACAGUGAUAACCAAGGCAUUUACGAUGUUGACAUAGUCGUUAAGGUGGUGAAAGCUUAUGAAACACAUUACACGAGUAAUUCAACAUCUAGAAUAUAUGUGGUUGCUUCACUUGUGGAUGAAUACCUAAUGUCAGUUGUUGCUAAAGACGAUCAGCUCUCAGUGAAGACUUUCCUGUCCCUCGUUGAAGCAUUGCCUAAAAAUGCACGUGUCUACGACGACAAACUCUACACUGCAAUGGAUAUGUAUCUCAAGUCACACCCUACAUUGACAGAAGAGGAAAGAAGCGGUAUUUGUAAAUUCUUGCAGUAUGAUAAGUUAUCAAAAGAAGCCAAAAAUCAUGCCAUGAACAACGACCGGUUGCCGUUGAAAGUGACAAUUAAAUUUCUUCUUUUAGAACAGCUAAAUAUGACGUCGAAUUUCGUAAGGACAAAAUCUCAAGCUAUUGCGAGAAGAGAAUUAGCAAAAAGAUGGGAGAAGGCACAAAAGGAGAUUGCUUUUAUGAAGGAUGAGAUGGAGAAGAUGAAGAUACAAUUCAAUGACUUGAAAAAAUGUGGUGGAACCCUGAGGAACAAGAUGGGAUUGUACUUGGAAUCUUUGUAACAAUUGUUGGCUUUGUACUAGUAAAUUAGUUUCUUUAAAUUAUAUGCUUCUUUAAGGACUUAAAAGAGUAUCUAUAACAGCUUAAAAAUGUUGUCCAUA
Molecule: messenger RNA, 1853 nt
Organism: Papaver somniferum (opium poppy)
Lineage: Eukaryota; Viridiplantae; Streptophyta; Magnoliopsida; Ranunculales; Papaveraceae
Product: root phototropism protein 3-like
Exons: 4
Coding region: 72-1754 (560 amino acids)
Molecular function (GO): protein binding
Source: RefSeq, a predicted model, not a curated record